Nothobranchius furzeri (turquoise killifish) is the source of this 3536-nucleotide messenger RNA. It is a transcript of the gene slc39a6, whose product is annotated as solute carrier family 39 member 6. Gene Ontology annotation, molecular function: zinc ion transmembrane transporter activity; monoatomic cation:bicarbonate symporter activity. The record is from RefSeq and is a predicted model, not a curated record. Gene Ontology annotation, biological process: intracellular monoatomic cation homeostasis; zinc ion import across plasma membrane. Gene Ontology annotation, cellular component: plasma membrane. Lineage: Eukaryota; Metazoa; Chordata; Actinopteri; Cyprinodontiformes; Nothobranchiidae.
CACAAAACGUGUUUCUGUUUACCUCUGGUGAAACACCGACACGCGUGGUCGCGAUAAGCUGGUUUGGUUUUUACCUGGGGAUUGAGGUGGAGGCUAGGCGGCAGCACGAGGCCCUAGCCCGGGCCGCAGCCACCUGGUCGGUGCCGUCUGUUAGCGUCCACCGACUGAUGAAACUGCGAUGUUCUGGUUGUUAGCAGCGAGGCUAACUCGGCUAAUUUACCUUAGGAACCUUUAGGAAGGGACGAUGAUUGAGAACAUGACUGCAGCCGUUCUGGUUGUGAUGCUUCUCUGUGCUGUUGGGGAUGUUUGGGCUGGUUCUGACUGCAGCACAGAACCAGGCGGCGGGUCGUGUGUCCUGUCGGCUGCUGUUGAUGUGCAGCGAGCCGAGCAGAGCCAGAGGCAACACCUGGAGGUUCUGUUCAACAGAUACGGAGAAAACGGAACCAUCUCUCUGCUGGGGUUGAAGCGUCUGCUGCAGAACGUGGGCCUCGACCGGAUCAGAGCCGUUAUGGUGAAACACCGUGAGCAAGCAAGCCACCACCACCAUCACCACCACCAUCAUCACCACCAUAACAACCAUCCUCAUCACCAUGGCAACAGCACUGACCUGCAUGUUCAGGUCAUCAAGUCAACAAAGAGUCCUGAAAAUGAAAACUCUGCUGCGGGGAUCCGAACCGAGAACCUGGACGUUCAGGUCUCUCUGCACGGCGCCAAACCCUCCGUGGCGUCUGCUCAGGUUGUCGGAACCACAGAGGAGUACGGAACCCAGCUGGUGGUGAAGCCAGAGGGCAGAAGGUCUGCUCGACUGAGUCGCUCAUCCGAGGAAACCGUGACGAUUACUGAUGCUGCUACGGAGAGUCUGACGGCUGCAGUCAGCCGAGACGACCACGAUGAGGCAGAUGAUCAAGAUCACCUCCAGAACCGCAGCCUGAACCGGAUUGAGUGCCUGAACGCCUCCAGCCUCCUCGCCUCACACGGGAUGUCUCAGGAAGUGGGCGUCGCCCUCAGAGACUUCAGCUACCUCUGCCCUGCCCUCCUGAACCAAAUUGACAGGGGGGCGUGCAUCGUGCACGGAGACUCCUCCUCCCGACUCCAGGAGAGCAGUAGGAACGUCGGAAAGCGACUAGGAGCUGACUCGGAACAUAAACACCAUGAACAUGCUCACGGUCACCAUGGCGACCGAAACCACUCAGUCAACAGCCUCAGCGAGCUCGGUGAUGGCGGCGGUGAGAACAGCAGGAACAUCUCGACAGCGUGGCUCGGCGGCUUCCUCUCCAUCACCAUCAUCAGCCUCCUCUCGCUGCUCGGCGUCAUCCUCAUCCCCCUCAUGAACAGGGUCUUCUUCAAGUUCCUCCUCAGCUUCCUGGUGGCGCUGGCCGUGGGCACGCUGAGCGGCGAUGCCUUCCUGCACCUCAUCCCCCACUCUCAGGGAAGCCACCACCAUCAUCACCCCGAGGGCUUUGAGAUGAGCGUAGAGGAGCCUCAUCUUCACGAUGAAGGAGAGGAGAACAUGGACGCCGUGUGGAAGGGCCUGACCGCUCUGAGCGGUGUUUACUUCAUGUUCCUCAUCGAACACUUCCUGACACUCGGGAAAAUGUACAAAGACAAGAAGCAGAAGGUCCACAAGAAGUGGGACCAGAAUGAUAAACAAGAACCAGGGAAGCAGCCCGCUCUAGAGGACCUGAAGCCGAUGGAAGAUGUGGAGACCAAUGGCACCAGCACAUUUGGCGACAACUCGAGCAGCGUGGCAGAGGAGGAGCAGGUGAUGUUGGCACCGCAGGUCUCCAUCGUUUCGCCGCAAGAUUAUGGGCGGCCUUCCAGCGCCGACGCCUACACAGCGGAGGAUUGUGAGAACAAGUGCCACUCCCAUUUUCAUGACACAGUGGGCCAGGCCGACAGCAUGCACCACCACCACCACGACUACCACCACAUCCUGCACCACCACCACUCCCAGAACCACCACCCCCACAGCCACUCCCACUCCUACUCCGAGCAGCAUUUCCAGCAGGCGGGCGUGGCCACACUCGCCUGGAUGGUCAUCAUGGGAGACGGGCUGCACAACUUCAGCGACGGCCUGGCCAUCGGGGCCGCCUUCACAGAGGGACUGUCCAGCGGCCUCAGCACGUCUGUGGCGGUCUUCUGUCACGAACUGCCUCACGAGUUGGGUGACUUUGCGGUGCUGCUGAAGGCGGGAAUGACGGUGCGCCAGGCCAUCCUUUACAACGUGCUGUCGGCCAUGAUGGCCUACCUCGGCAUGGUGACUGGCAUUGUGAUUGGACACUACGCUGAAAACAUCUGCAUGUGGAUCUUCGCCCUCACAGCUGGACUCUUCAUGUAUGUGGCGCUCGUGGACAUGGUACCGGAGAUGCUGCACAACGACGCCGGCGACCACGGCUUCAGCCACUGGGGCUUCUUCUUCCUGCAGAACGCCGGCAUCCUGCUGGGCUUCUGCAUCAUGCUGCUAAUCGCUCUCUUUGAGCACAAAAUCCAGCUGGACCUGGAAUUCUGAUUGGCUCCUAGCUCCGUGCAUUCCAGCGCCUGCGGCUGAUGUUCGUAUUUGUUGUUGACGACUCCUUUCAACUGGUUUUAGUUUACAUUUUCAUAUCGUUGGAACAAAGAGGUGAGCAGGACCUCGCUGCUUGUGGGGUUCAGACGCUGCUUCUUCAGCUGAACUUUGGUGUUCCUCAGAAGGUCGUUCAGGUUGGUUUUAAGCUGGACCCUUUACCCCAGACGAUGGCUCCUGGAUCACUUCUGUUGGCUUCUCAUCCUCCUGACUAGGUGUGCUUAGCCACAUAUGCUUUUAGUUUCUUCUGCAUUAUGUCGUUUUGACCAUCAUUCAGGCGCAUCUCUGCAUCUGAAGGUUUAUUUUUAACAGAGUGAUGUUUUUAUUCCUGUUCCGGUUAGACCUUACCUCCGCAUGCCUGAUGAAUGAUCAGAGAUGAGUCGGCAGCUGCUGAUAAUCACACUAACAGUUAAAGACUCAUAUCCUCAUUUCUGUGGCAUAUUUAUCUUAUUUGAGCGUGUUCCAGAAAAUAAUCCAGCUGUAAAGAACUUUUUUUUGGGUCAAAACUCUAAACAAGAGGGAACAAAAGUAUUUUCUGCUCAUUUUCACCCAAUUCAAGGAAGCAGAAGCUUCUCAUGUUGGUAAAAGAAUGAAAUCCUGUUGAGUGUGAACGAAUCCCGGUCUGCUCCAUGCCCUACGGACUGGCUUCAGUGGGUUUGGUUCUGACGGCUUUAAUGGUUCUGUUUGUUUAGAUGUAAGCUGGCAGCUCAAGUUUAAACCUGUCAAAGAUCUGUUUCUGUUACAUUUGUUUUGGUCAGACUCUGGGACUGGCAGGAUCCUGGGUUGGUUCUGAUCUGAAGGUCAAACGUGUUUCCUCACCACAUGACGCUCACCUGUGACAUGUACAGUAUUUUCUGUGUAAAUACAUUCGUCCUCCUGUAAAUGUGUUAGAGACGUUGAUUCUACGUUCUGUCAACACAAACCUCUGGAAUUGUGUGAAAAUGUGAUUAAAGGUGGAAGAGAAUGAGUUAAA